AUGGAUGAGCUUGGUGUUCUUCAGCAAAUUGGAAAUUGGCAUUUUGCACAUUCUUAUGUUCGAGGAAAUUGGAACACUGCUGGAAGUAGUUUCUCACUUCUUGCUAAGUCUUGUCAUGAUAUAGUAAUUUCAUCCUGGAUGAGUCAGCAGAAAGGAAGUGGUGACAAAGCAUCUUGUGAAUGCACAGGAGUGUCAUCAUUUGGAUCUUUGAUUCAUUUUAAAAAAGAAAACAAGCCAGAAGGUGCUGGGGAUAGAUGUUUCGAAUGUUCAGUGGAGAAGUCAUGUCCAUAUUCUGUAUCGAAGAUAUAUCUUGACAGGGCAAAACAUGGAAACUGGGGUUGGCCUGUUUCUAUUGUAACUGAUGUAGAGGAUAUUGCAGUGUUAACUGAUCGACUCCAGAACGGUCCUUAUGGAAGAUGUGUUUAUGAAUGUGAUAAUGAUGUCUGUGAUAAUCAGGUUGUGAAUUUCCAAUUUAGUGGAGGACAAACAGCAUCUUUUACGAUGGUUGCAUACACUGAAAGUAUAUGCUCGAGAAAGACAAAAGUAUUUGGCACCAAGGGUGAAAUAUCAUAUGUUGGGGGAUCACACGUGAAGCAUUAUGAUUUCUUGACCCGAAAUACAAAGGAAUAUCAUUGUACUGCUGGAUUGGGUGAAAUGACAAGAAUGAGAGGACACAGCGGUGCUGAUUUCCAUCUUAUGGAUGCUUUUGUGAGAGCGGUUAUGUAUAAUGACCCAAGUUACAUCCGAAGUGGACCUGAUGAAACAUUGAAAAGUCAUAUGUUAGUAUUUGCUGCAGAAGAGUCAAGAUUAAAAGGGGAAACACUGAAAGUAUCAAGUGAUGGAAACUGGUCAUAGUCAGGCGAUUUACAAGACUUUCAUUGAGGAGACCAUAAUUUUCCUUAUAUAAAUUGUUUUAAGACAUUCAUAUAAAUCUAGCAUAAUCUUUCUCUGUAAUAACGAGUUUAUUUGUCAUUACUAUCAUCGACAUGUCAUAAUGCAUCGUUUCCAGUUACAUAACCUCACAAAUCACAAUCCAACGUCCAUUUAUGCUUCCUUGGGGACAAAAUUCAAUUUGA
Molecule: messenger RNA, 1076 nt
Organism: Styela clava
Lineage: Eukaryota; Metazoa; Chordata; Ascidiacea; Stolidobranchia; Styelidae
Source: RefSeq, a predicted model, not a curated record